UUACGACUCAACUACUACUUGCUUUCUGCUUUGGUUGGGUUUACUGUGAAUUGCGAAACAGAGGAUUUCACGGCUUUGUGCAUUGGCCCAUAUACGAUGGAGGAAGAAGGUCGACCUAGAAAGCUCCCCAAGCUCGACCACGACGAGACCCAGAAUCCCGAACCGAGAAUGACGGGUGCGCUUGAGACCAACACUGGCGACAAUGAACAACGGGUUGAAUCAGGCGAUGGAGCCAACGGGUCCGAGCCUACGCAGCAGACUGAAGAUGGUGCGCCCAAGAUCUCCAAGCGCGAGAUGAAGCGCAUGCGCCGACGCGAGCAAUGGGAAGGCCAGCGCGACCAGCGCAAAGCCAAGCGCAAGGAACGGGGCAUCGCACGCAAAGAGAAGCGCCGGGCUGCGCUGGAACAGGCGCGAGAGGACGGCACGCUGGAGGAGCUCAAGAAGACGUACGAACGGACACACAAGCGAUUCCGGAGGUCGACGCUCCUCCCGCUGACGCUGGUCAUUGACUGCGGAUACGACGAAUUGAUGCUGGAGAAGGAACGGAUUUCGCUAGGCUCGCAGAUCACUCGGUCGUACUCCGAUAACAGUCGGUCGGCGUACCGGUCGCAUUUGGUGUUCUCGUCGUUCAAUAAGCAACUCAAAGAGCGGUUCGAUACGAAGCUGAACAAGCAUUAUCUCAACUGGAAGGGGGUGCGGAUUGUGCCGCAGGACUUUGCUCAGGUCGCGGAGAUGGCGAAGGAGUGGAUGGUUGUUCCUGCGGGGGGCAGGUUCGAGGGUGUGUUUGCUGAUAAGACGGAUUCCACGCCCGAGGAUGGCGAGGUUGUCUAUCUGAGCAGUGAUAGUCCCAAUACCUUGGCGGAGCUGAAGCCGUUCAGUACCUAUAUUAUUGGUGGAUUGGUGGAUAAGAACCGGCACAAGGGCAUUUGCUACAAGCACGCGGUUGAGAAGGGUAUCAAGACGGCGAAGCUGCCUAUUGGGGAUUACAUUCAGAUGGCGUCGCGCCAGGUGCUGGCCACGAACCAUGUUGUCGAGAUCAUGUUGAAAUGGUUGGAGCUGGGCGAUUGGGGCAAGGCGUUCCUUGCUGUUAUUCCCCAGCGCAAGGGCGGUACGUUGAAGGAGUCUGCCGGGGCUGCUGGAGAAGGAUCUCAGGUGGAGGAUGCUGAGGAGGAAGAGGAGGAUGCCGAAGAGGACGAGGAGCAAGCUAUGGCGCAGGCCCAGCAGGUUACGGACGAGGGUAUUGAAGAGGCCCAACAAGCUACGGAAGAGGCGCCCGCGGAGGCUGGUGACGCUGGUGACGCCAACUGAUGAAUCUCAAUUAAUGUACAUAUAUAGCCAUAUAACUAGACUUUGGGGGAAGAUGGACGGAUUUCCUAGCAGUUAGGGGAACGCUUGCGUGUUUUAUGAUCCCAUACUGGGAUAAUGAAGUUAUGC
Molecule: messenger RNA, 1434 nt
Organism: Aspergillus sclerotioniger CBS 115572
Lineage: Eukaryota; Fungi; Ascomycota; Eurotiomycetes; Eurotiales; Aspergillaceae
Gene: trm10
Product: tRNA (guanine(9)-N(1))-methyltransferase
Exons: 1
Coding region: 97-1308 (403 amino acids)
Biological process (GO): tRNA N1-guanine methylation
Cellular component (GO): nucleus
Molecular function (GO): tRNA binding
Source: RefSeq, a predicted model, not a curated record